Messenger RNA from Mytilus californianus (California mussel), 2267 nucleotides. Its product is annotated as low-density lipoprotein receptor-related protein 8-like. The record is from RefSeq and is a predicted model, not a curated record. The transcript is spliced from 15 exons. NCBI's taxonomy places the organism in Eukaryota, Metazoa, Mollusca, Bivalvia, Mytilida, Mytilidae. Gene Ontology annotation, molecular function: protein binding. Bases 97 to 2163 code for a protein of 688 amino acids. Gene Ontology annotation, cellular component: plasma membrane.
AUUGUCCGAAGGUGGAGACUAUAAAAAGGUAUGUGUUUCGUACUGAACACCACUCAAGGAAAAACUUAGUACUGGAACAGUCAAAAGAUUUUGAGAAUGAUUGGAAGAAUAAAACUGCUUGUACUUUUAUGUAUUUUCGGUACAACUCUAUCUUUACGUAUACCAUACAACAAAAGACAAUCGGCAUGUGCAGAUAUGAGCAUUACAACAGACAAGACAGAUGGUUAUAAAGUCUUGUCCGACUAUGGUAUAACUAUUGACGACUCGGAAAAUAUCAAAAUUAAGUUGAAGAUCAAGGCCAGUCAUGAUGCCGAAAUCGCCUUAAUGUCAACAGACAAUACCAACGAUCCCUUGUAUAAAAUUGUUCUAGGGGGAUCAGGUAACACUGUGUCAAUGAUCCAAGCUGGUAAAAAUGGAAAAAUAAAAGCGUUAUUUCAUGGUGCAGUUUUAAAUCAAGACGAAUUUAGCGAAUUUCUAAUAACUUGGAAAAACAACAAGAUCAAAGUCAAAAAUGGAGAUAAAAUUAAAAUCUUGCAAUGGAAAGAUAAAAAAAAUCCAUUGAAUGUAGUUAACGUUGGAAUAGCCACAAAAGACUCACAGAGUGGAGUAUGGUUGUUUCCUUGCAAUCAAGGACAGUGUGAUGUAGCAGCUGAAUUUGAAUGUAAAAAGGGUUCGACAUGUAUUCCUGUAAAUGAAAGAUGUAAUGGUAUCGCCAAUUGUUUGGACGGAAGUGACGAAUGCGGAUGUGAUGAUAAACCGAAUCCAAGCCCAACUCCAGAGACAUGUCCUUCUGAUGAACUAGCAUGUGAUAACGGCGAGGGAUGUUAUCCUAAGGACUGGAAGUGUGAUGACAUUAAAGACUGUGGUGAUAAUUCAGAUGAAGAGAACUGUGAAGCCAAAUCAACCCCAGCUCCAACCAGUGUUCCAGGUGAGUGUUCAGAAGGAGAGUUUAAAUGUGACACUACAGAGGAAUGUUUUGUUAACUCCUGGAAGUGUGAUGAAGUAACGGACUGUAGUGAUGGGUCUGACGAGGCGAAUUGUGAAGACAAAUCAACCCCAGCUCCAACCAGUGUUCCAGGUGAGUGUUCAGAAGGAGAGUUUAAAUGUGACACUACAGAUGAAUGUUAUGUUAACUCCUGGAAGUGUGAUGAAGUAACGGACUGUAGUGAUGGGUCUGACGAGGAGAACUGUGGAGACAAAUCAACUCCAGUUCCAACCAGUGGUCCAGACAAUUCAACGCCAGUUCCAACGUCCGGACCUACUAGUGCUCCAGGUGGAUGCAGUGACGGAGAAUUUAAAUGUGACACCACAAAUCAGUGUUUUGUCAACUCCUGGAGGUGUGACGAUAUCAGCGACUGUGAUGACGGAUCUGAUGAAAAAAAUUGUGCAACUAAUGCACCAGUUACUCAAGCACCAACGGAUUGUACAUCUGAAGCAGACAAAUGUAAUGGUUAUGCAGACUGUGUUGAUGGAUCUGAUGAAGAUAGUACAAUGUGUUCAAAAUUCAAUUGCCCUUCAGGUAAAAGCAAAUGUAGUGACGGAUUGACAUGUAUUUCUGACUCAGCCAAGUGUGACGGAUACCAGGAUUGUCCAGCUGGGGACGAUGAAGCCAACUGUGCAGCUGCAACCUGCUCUAGUAAACAGUUCAAGUGUCCUAACAGUUUCUGUCUUGCUAAAAGCGGUAAAUGUAAUGGAAUUCCAGAAUGCCCCAAUGGUGAAGAUGAGAAUGGUUGUUCGGGAUGUCCAAAAUCCACACAAAAAAGAUGUAGUGACGGUUCAAUGUGUGUACUAAAAGCUGAAUCAUGCGAUGGAUUCACAGACUGUUCUGAUAAAUCGGAUGAAGCUAACUGUGGAUCUAACCCAAGCAGAAGAAUGACAUUGAAGAGAUUCCAGAGACUCUUAACUCAUUUGAAAUCCAGAAAUAAAAGAUCACCAAAUCACCAGACAACUGCACAGAAAGCUCUAAAGAAAAUGGACCAAGUAAAGAGGAAUAUCCAUGAGGCACUAAGACGAGAAAAGAGUGAGGGUGUAAAGAGACAUCAGAGAGCUAUGAAGGCAAGACAUGAAUCACUUCAGAGGCAGCUGGUAGAGAGACGGAGAAACCUAGCUAUGACCAGUAGGCAUUCUAUGGAGAGGCGUCAUAGACAGAGUCCAACCCAUUAAUCAAAGACUAAUUUAAACCGAUUUGAUCUAAUCACAAGUUAAAUAUUUCUGCUACCGUCAUGAUUUCUCUAAACCUUACUAUUAAAGAUUAAUAUUUGAGUAAA